This is a messenger RNA of Diabrotica balteata, 630 nucleotides long. The record is from the annotation of a GenBank genome assembly. Lineage: Eukaryota; Metazoa; Arthropoda; Insecta; Coleoptera; Chrysomelidae.
AUGAGACGGUUUCUUUAUUGCAGGCCCCUGGCUGUUACUGCCCCGGCCAUGCUUCUAGAAGCCCUCUAUUUCGUGUUAAUAGCCGCGAGUGUCCGCGCGGAAGACGACACGACGGCAGGUCCCGUCUUCCUCAAGGAACCACCUAACCGAGUCGAUUUCUCGAACACCACCGGCGCCGUCGUGGAAUGUAGUGCUCGCGGUAACCCACCCCCGGAUAUAAUUUGGGUCCGUGCCGAUGGUAGCGCUGUAGGCGACGUUCCCGGUCUUCGACAGGUUCUGGCUAAUGGCAAUUUGGUGUUCCCACCUUUCAGAGCGGAGGACUACAGACAGGAGGUUCAUGCCCAGGUCUACGCUUGUUUGGCGAAGAACACCGAAGGAUCUAUUCAUUCUAGAGAUGUCAACGUAAGAGCAGUUGUCGCCCAAUUUUAUGACACUGACGUAAACAAGGAAUAUGCCAUCAGGGGAAACGCCGCCAUUUUGAAAUGUCAAAUUCCGUCAUUUGUCGCCGAUUUCGUCAGCGUCGUUUCCUGGCAUACUGAUCAAAACGAGAAUUUUUAUCCACAGGCUCCCGAUGGUACUAAAUUUAAUAGAAUCGUUUCGUUGUACAUGUACGGAAAGUAUUUGGUAUGA